GUCUGCAGCAGUUUUUUGCAGAAUUUUAAUUUUUUCAAUUUUGGGCAGGUAUAAAAAAAGGAAAAGCUUUAGUUUGAAGCAUGCCUCUUUUCGAUACCGUGCUACAAGAAAAACCAGCAAUAGUUCUGGAGUUGGGAUACGCAUUUACCAAAUUAGGAUUUGCUGGGGAACCGCAUCCACGCAGUAUCAUUCCAUCAGAUUUGUUGGAUCAUAAAGCAAAAAGCAACGGCCAGACGACACCAAACAAAAAGCUGUUCGACUAUGCUAACGAAACAGACCUGUAUGAUCAGUUGGUAGAAUUUCUGAAAAUAAUUUUCUUCAAGUAUGUUCUGGUCAGUCCGAAAGAACGUAAGAUUGUUAUCGUUGAAUCAGUGCUCUGCCCGACACAAAUUCGAGAAAAUCUUGCGAAAGCAUUGUUCUGUCAUUUCGACGUGUCGUCGAUUUUCUACGUCCCGAUACACCUAGUGGUUUUGGCUACGUUGGCAGUAGACACAGCUCUGGUAGUAGAUAUUGGAUAUAAAGAAGCUGUUGUAGUGCCAGUGUAUAGUGGAGUUCAAGCUCUUUUUGCCUGGGAAGCGCAACCCCUGGCAGCUGAAGCUGUUCACGAGCGCAUCAAAGGCGACCUCAUACUAAAUGGAGCUGACGACCAAUUGCUUACCGACUACAUAAUUGAAGAUAUUAAGGUACGGACCUGUUUUGUAACUACCGUUGACAGAGCAAGAAAGUGGCGCAACGAUGAAAAAUUCCAACCGUGUCCGGAAGUCGACUACCCUAUUAAAGGAGACGAAACGAUCAAAAUUCCUGGUAUAAUUCGGGAAACAGCCUUUGAAGUACUUUUCCCGAAGGACAACGACCAUCUCAAUUUAGCAAAUAUCAUUCUAAACUCUAUUUUGAAAUGUCCAAAAGACAUGCGUAAAGCAUUGGCGGAAAACAUCGUGCUAAUUGGUGGUACAACGAUGGUACUUGGUCUGGCUGCUAGACUGAAGGCAGAAUUGCUAGCAUUGUUGCAAUGCGAUCAGUACAAAGAUAAGUUGUUUUUAAAGACUGUCAAGUUCCACAAACCACCGUCUAAAGCCAAUUUCACCGGUUGGUUGGGUGGUUCUAUAUAUGGAGCAACGGAUUUGGUACUGUCUAAGUCCAUUGCGCGAGAAGCGUACAGCAAAAAUCAGCAACUACCGGACUUUACCAACUACGACGAAACACGGUCCCACGGAAGAGUUUAGCAGCGAAAAUUACGUUAUACCUUUUAGACGAAAUAAAGCGUAGCGAGUUGGAAUAUAUCAGGAAGCCUCCUGCGAUACUUUUUCUCGCUAGUAAUAACUCAUAAAUAACCCACGCAGAUAAACAUUAAAAAGGUUCUUGAUACAACCGAUACAAUUAUCAUUCGAAUUUGUGCUAUGCUUCGAUAGAAUGUUUGCUUAAUUAUUUAUGUAAAAUAUUUAAAACCAUAUAUUGAAUAAAA
Sabethes cyaneus is the source of this 1462-nucleotide messenger RNA. RefSeq names its product actin-related protein 10 (gene Arp10). NCBI's taxonomy places the organism in Eukaryota, Metazoa, Arthropoda, Insecta, Diptera, Culicidae. The transcript has 2 exons. Bases 81 to 1223 code for a protein of 380 amino acids. The record is from RefSeq and is a predicted model, not a curated record. Gene Ontology annotation, biological process: retrograde axonal transport of mitochondrion.